ACAGCGGGCUACGUGCGCGGAAAAGAGUCAGCCAGGGGCCGCAGAUAGCCUUCUCCGGCUUGCUACUCCCUUGAAGUCCUGUGGACUUGGAGUCUGAAGGCUUCUCGAGUGCGUAGAGAUGCCUCAGCCAGGAUGACAGCGUGGGGACGGCCGGCGGCGCCCCCUACCCCAGGCCGCGGUGGCGGCGCCGCGACCCCGCCCUCUCGCUCCUGUCCUUCCCUCCGCUCCCAGCCUUUGCUGGGCGCCAGACCCGGCUUCGCCGUCCGGCUAUUAUCCCACUGAGGCUAGUCACCCCCGGGGUCCCGGCCUCCGCGGGCUGGGGCCGCCGCCACCGCGGCAGGACGGGGAGGCGGGCCAUGGCGUCCUGCGUGGGGAGCCGGACCCUAAGCAAGGAUGAUGUGAAUUACAAAAUGCAUUUCCGGAUGAUCAACGAGCAGCAAGUGGAGGACAUCACCAUUGACUUCUUCUACCGGCCGCAUACCAUCACCCUGCUCAGCUUCACCAUCGUCAGCCUCAUGUACUUCGCCUUUACCAGGGAUGACUCUGUUCCAGAAGACAACAUCUGGAGAGGCAUCCUCUCUGUUAUUUUCUUCUUUCUUAUCAUCAGUGUGUUAGCUUUCCCCAAUGGUCCGUUCACUCGACCUCAUCCAGCCUUAUGGCGAAUGGUUUUUGGACUCAGUGUGCUCUACUUCCUGUUCCUGGUAUUCCUACUCUUCCUGAAUUUCGAGCAGGUUAAAUCUCUCAUGUAUUGGCUAGAUCCAAAUCUUCGAUAUGCCACAAGGGAAGCAGAUGUCAUGGAGUAUGCUGUGAACUGCCAUGUGAUCACCUGGGAGAGGAUUAUCAGCCACUUUGAUAUAUUUGCAUUUGGACAUUUCUGGGGCUGGGCCAUGAAGGCCUUGCUGAUCCGUAGUUACGGUCUCUGCUGGACAAUCAGUAUUACCUGGGAGCUGACUGAGCUCUUCUUCAUGCAUCUCCUCCCCAAUUUUGCCGAGUGCUGGUGGGAUCAAGUGAUUCUGGACAUCCUGUUGUGCAAUGGCGGUGGUAUUUGGCUGGGCAUGGUCGUUUGCCGGUUUUUAGAGAUGAGGACUUACCACUGGGCAAGCUUCAAGGACAUUCAUACCACCACCGGGAAGAUCAAGAGAGCUGUGCUGCAGUUCACUCCUGCUAGCUGGACCUAUGUUCGAUGGUUUGACCCCAAAUCUUCUUUUCAGAGAGUAGCCGGAGUGUACCUUUUCAUGAUCAUCUGGCAGCUGACUGAGUUGAAUACCUUCUUCUUGAAGCAUAUCUUUGUGUUCCAAGCCAGUCAUCCAUUAAGUUGGGGUAGAAUUCUCUUUAUUGGUGGCAUCACGGCUCCCACAGUGAGACAGUACUACGCUUACCUCACCGACACACAGUGCAAGCGUGUAGGAACACAGUGCUGGGUGUUUGGGGUCAUUGGUUUCCUGGAGGCCAUUGUUUGCAUAAAAUUUGGACAAGAUCUCUUCUCUAAGACCCAAAUACUCUAUGUUGUGCUUUGGCUUCUUUGCGUGGCUUUCACCACUUUCCUCUGUCUGUACGGCAUGAUUUGGUAUGCAGAACACUAUGGUCACCGAGAAAAGACCUAUUCAGAGUGUGAAGAUGGCACCUACAGUCCAGAGAUCUCCUGGCAUCACAGGAAAGGGACAAAAGGUUCUGAAGACAGCCCACCCAAGCACGCAAGCAACAACGAAAGCCAUUCUUCCCGGAGAAGGAAUCGGCAUUCCAAGUCAAAAGUCACCAAUGGCGUUGGAAAGAAAUGAAAAACCCUGGUUAAUCAAAGAUGUUCCAGAGUGCCUAGAACUGAGAGGGAAACGGAACUCAUUUGGAUCUCCCUGUGAGGAGGUCGAGGCGCACAGGGCAAGCAGGAAGAGGCAAGGGCACUUGGGGGUCAUUAUUUGAGAUCGUUAAGUCUUGUUUCCCACAGACCUGGCCGCGUCAGGCAGCUCAUCGCCUGGGGGCCUUUGCCAACGUGGGGUCUCUUCUAACUUCAGCACUUGGCAUGCGGUCACCGGUAGCAGUGCGGUGUGUUGGAGGGAAACGGUAGCUAUUCAUUACCAGUUGCCAAGAGCAGCUCCUCGCCUGCUGUAUCGUGGAUGCAGCAUAAACAUCUUCCUUCAGACAAGGCAUUAACCCCAUGGUUAAUGGACUGGUCGCCAGUUUUUAUUUUAUUUUUAUGAAUCUACCUUUCCAUUGAUUGAUUUAAGUUCAGGCCACUUUUCUGUCUUUUAUUUGGUUACUGUUUUAUUUGUUUUUAAGUUAGGAUGCUUUUUAACAGCCUUUAGAAGCCGCUGCUGAAAUUGACAUUGGGGGAAGGGUUCCCCUUCCUUCUAGAGCAGAAAAGGGAGAGAGGUGUUGCAUUCCUGUUUGGUACCUCAGUCUCCUUCCACCACAUGGCGAGUGUACACCAAUCAGGAGAGGGUAGCUGCCUGCAUAGGAACCUUGCUUCCGAUUAUUCCCUUCCCAAUGUUAUUCAUCCGGACUUACCCACAGUGCACAAAAGCAAACCUGCUGGAGAGGCAGUGAACACCACAGCUUCUCCCCAGCCAGGUGCCUUUUACAUCGAGUUUGUUCUCCUUCCAUGGUGUGUUGCUGACAUUGUCACUGAGUCCCAUGUGAGGUGCUGGUGAGUAUUACCUUUCAUCUGUGCCAUGCUCUAGAACCUUGACCCUGAUAGUUCACCACCUCUGAUGGAUCCCUGUUUUAAAUAAAACAAUUCACGUUAAAGCCUAUCAAA
Molecule: messenger RNA, 2752 nt
Organism: Rhinopithecus roxellana (golden snub-nosed monkey)
Lineage: Eukaryota; Metazoa; Chordata; Mammalia; Primates; Cercopithecidae
Gene: PTDSS1
Product: phosphatidylserine synthase 1
Exons: 13
Coding region: 357-1778 (473 amino acids)
Biological process (GO): phosphatidylserine biosynthetic process
Molecular function (GO): L-serine-phosphatidylethanolamine phosphatidyltransferase activity
Source: RefSeq, a predicted model, not a curated record